Molecule: messenger RNA, 332 nt
Organism: Racocetra persica
Lineage: Eukaryota; Fungi; Glomeromycota; Glomeromycetes; Diversisporales; Gigasporaceae
Source: the annotation of a GenBank genome assembly
AUUCUGAAUUAGCUGUUAAAAUAGCAGCUGAAGAAGACAAACGAAGACGUAAUACAGCAGCAUCUGCCAGAUUUCGUGUAAAGAAAAAAAUACGUGAACAAGCACUUGAAAGGACUGUGAAAGAAAUGACCUCAAAGGCCGAAACACUUGAGGGUCGGGUGAAAGAGCUCGAGAUGGAAAUCAAAUGGUUGAGAGGUUUGAUUGUAGAAAAGGAUGCUAGAUUGUUGGAUAUUGAACGUCCUGAUAGAAAACAUAAGAGCUCAACUGAAAGCAAGGGCACAGAAACGGCCUUAAAGGCGGAAUCCAACGAUCAGUCAAACAAAAAAGAUUAA